GCGUGAACGUCUGGAGAGAUAUAUAUAAAUAUAUAUGUAGAACUACAUUCAGUCACAAUAUAGUCGCAAUAUAUUCAAAAAACGCGUCGCCAAAGUCACACAUCGUAACAGUAAAUAUUUACAUCCCAAACGAUUAUAAAUACAAAAAAUAUUUAAAAACGAUCUCAUUAUUUCAAAUUCAAUAUCGUUCGCAAAUCAGUUAAUUUGCGCCAAAAAUCGCGAAAACCCAGAAGGCGCUUCGCAUCCAGCCGGUCGUUUGUUUAGUAUUUCCCCCACUAUAUCCCGUCGUUUCACGGCACACUAAAUUCGAAGAGCCACCACUGUGUUAAAACGCCGCAACAUUUUGAAUCUAGCGUUCCGAGGUAGAAGACUGUGUUUGUCAGUGAUUGUGAUUUUUUUGCCAAAAAAUAAUUAGAAAAUGUCAAAGAAAAACGGAAGUGCUGCGGCUAAAGUAGCCCUUCUUCAGGGGGCUGAAAAGCCUAUUAUUGCCCAAUUUGACCAGAAAAAGGGUGGUGUAAACACAGUUAUAAUGACUAAUUUUAAGUGUGACCAAAAUCAAGUUCCUACUCAAUCGGCCAAUGGGUCCACUGUACCGCUGGUGGGUACGCAGAAGCGGGACGCAGAAGUCGGAGAAUACGAUCCGUUCCAGCACAGAAGUCUGCCCCAUCCUACAUCAGACACGGAUACUCUCAUCCAUUUGCUCAAAGGUAGCUUGGGUUCUGGAAUCCUUGCCAUGCCCUUGGCCUUCCACCAUGCAGGUCUCUUUUUCGGCCUGGCCUGUACGUUCGCGAUAGGUUGCAUCUGCACCUAUUGCGUCCACAUUCUCGUUAAGAGCGCCCACGAGCUCUACAGGCGGCAAAGGGUGCCGUCUCUCGGUUUCGCAGAAGUAGCGGAAGCCGCUUUCCUCACCGGCCCCAAAGCAUUCCAUCCUUGGGCCAGGUUCGCUAAAGCUAUGAUCAAUUUCUUCCUGGUAGCAGAUCUUCUAGGUUGUUGCUGCGUUUAUGUAGUAUUCGUUGCUAAAAAUGUGAAACAAGUGGUAGACGUAUACACACCGGAGGAUUACCACUACGAUUUAAGGAUAUACAUGGCUACCAUGUUGCCCAUUCUAAUUCUUAUUAAUCUCCUCAGAAAUCUCAAGUAUCUCUCUCCAAUGUCCAUGAUGGCUAACGUUUUAGUUGGCGUAGGUUUGGGUAUAACUUUCUACUAUAUCUUCAGCGAUCUUCCUUCCUUAGACUCAAGGCCGCAUUUCUCCAGCGUUACGACUCUUCCUGCCUUCUUCGGUACCGCCAUAUUUGCUUUGGAAGGUAUUGGUGUAGUUAUGCCUUUGGAAAAUAACAUGAAAACACCCCAACAUUUCAUUGGGUGUCCCAGUGUACUAAAUAUUGGAAUGUUCUGCGUAAUUAUGCUUUAUGCUUCAGUUGGAUUCUUUGGAUAUUUGAAGUAUGGAGAUGCAGUGGAGAUUGGCAGUAUUACUUUGAAUCUUCCCGAUGUGCCAUUGGCCCAAUCCGUAAAACUAAUGAUAGCCGUCGCCAUCUUCUUCACAUACGCGCUGCAAUUCUACGUCCCAAUGGAGAUAAUCUGGAAGGCGGUAAAGAAUAACUUUGAGAGAAAAACAUUGGCAGAAUACAGCAUCCGAAUCUCGCUAGUAACACUUACAGUAAUACUCGCCAUUCUGAUACCGAACUUAGGCGGUUUCAUCUCGCUAGUAGGAGCUGUAUGCCUGUCUAUGUUGGGUCUCAUUUUUCCAUCAGUUAUAGAAUUAGUGACCUUCUACGAAGAUCCGGGUUUGGGCAGGUUCAACUGGCGCCUAUGGAAAAACAUGUUCCUUAUUUGUUUCGGUUUAUUAGGUUUCGUUACUGGAACCUACGUCAGUAUACAGGAGAUCAUCCAAGGUUGAGACCCUUUAAUAUUUUCAGUGUUUCUAGGGUCGCCCUCGCAGGGAGUCUUAUGCGGGAUGAGGGUUUUGCUUCACCGGCUGGAACCCGGUUGUUCCUUUCACACCAAGAAAUCGAUUGAACUAUCAAUCGAGGCUCGGCAACGGAUCAGCUGAAAAUUUGAUUUUCGCUAGGAAAACAUUCACGCGUUGUCAUUUUUUGAUAAGGAGCAUCAUUGUAUCGGGGUGACAGUCGGUUACCAAGGGGGGUUGACGGGGAAAUAACAUCAAAUCUUGUUCGUAAAGCAAUAGAAGACAGUCACUGACAGUUAGGUAUUAGGCAUUCUAACGUACUGUCCAAAUGGUUGCUUGAUGAAUUUGACAGUGUGAGUGUUUUGUGCUUCUGACACACAAACGUUCGUUUACUAUCAACUGUCAAAUUGUUUUUACAUAAUUUAGUUUAACUAACAAUAACUUUCUGCCUUGAGGGUGGAUUUUCAAUAAAAAUACGAUGUAGUGUGCGAUUAUAUUAAUAGUUUUUUUUUUCAGAGUUGCUCGUUUUACGAGAAGACACUUUUUUUUUAAACUCGAUGUAAAAUUGGGGUUUGUGUGUCUUCUUCAUCAGGCAACCAUUUUGUUUGGAAUGCCUAAUAUUAGGCAAUCCAAUGUCAAAAAAAUGCAAUAUGACCGACGGUUGGCAAACAAUAUAAACAGAAGUUUUUUAACCUAACUUUUUCAUUAGUAGUUAGUUAUAUCUCAUAGUGAAUUUGCUAAUUGUUGGUUUCAGAACUGUUAAUUUGAAUAUUAUUUUAAAGGGUCCUACUUUAUUAAUUUACAGUGUUUGCCAAUCGCCCACCAUUUUAGGUCACGUAAUUUGGAUUGCCUAGUCAGUCAACUGCGCAAAAUCCUUGACUGCCAGUAACCGUUUCUGAUUGCUCUAUCAACAAGACCAAGCCGUAUAUAGCAGGCAGGCGUCUGACAGAAUUUGUUCGCUAAAUCAUAGAAUUCUGAAAAUAUAACGCCUUUAUAUUGCUGUAUCAUUAAAAACAAAAAGUAAAUGAAUUAUCUAAUUAACAAUUUUGAUUCUUAAAUAGGUAAUUUAAUAUUACCGAUGCCUUUUAAAGAUACAGGGAAAUUAAAAUACUAAUAAUUAACAACGAAAAAAUAUAUGACACUGAAACUAGACAAAAAUUGGGUUGCUUUUAAGGAGGUAUUGGUUUGUGAAGGGUCAAAAUGUAGGGUAAUUUUGGGAUUUUUUUCUAUGAGAAAAAGUCAAGAAGAAAUUUUGAAUAAAAUAAUUUAUAAACCUAUCGAAAAAUAAAUAUACCAAAAUAUUCAUAAUAUCCUUGAUACCUUUCUAAUUAUCAUAGAUUUUAUAAUAUAUCUAUUAUAGUCCAAGCUAGAAUCUUUAAAAACCACACUUUAAAAAUUAAGACUUGUAUGAAACAAGUUUGGCUGAGAGCUAUAUCUUUGAAUAUUUGAAAUUUAUGAAAAGAAAUAUUUUUUUCUACAUCCACAUAUUAUCUUAUCAACGCACAGACUAUAAAACGAAAAAGUAUGCUAUUGCGUUCAACUGAAUGAAUAUAUUUCAUAUUCAUUCUAGGUAGUGAGAACACUACAAAAAAAAAAUGAAAUCCACCAAUCACAGUUUAUAUUUUGGUCACCCGAUUACUAUUAGUUUUAAAAUAGGUAAAUAAGUGGAGGGAGUAGGGGUGAAUCGAAAAUCUGCAGAACGCAAAGGCGUGCAACUUUCCAUUUUGCAUGGAAGGUGUGAUUUUUGUUUGCCUUAAAGUCCAAUCCAUCGUACCCAAAAUUUAUUUUCCUAAGUCUAGCGGUUCCAUUAUAAGAGACAAUGGUACUGAACUAUUUUGUCUUUGCCUUUUUAUAUAUAGAUAAACUAAAAGAAUUUAUAAAAUUUGCAGAUUUUCUAUUGUGGGUCGUAGAAAAAAUAUACUAUACAACUCGAGUGGAUUGUCCAUAUCUACUCUUGUUGUACAAACUACUAUUAACGUACUUAAGGAUAAUAGCUAAAUAAAAGAAGAAAAAAACUUAUUUUUUGAACUCUAUAAUAAAACGAAUACCUUCUUUAAAAAAUAUAUUAAACCAAUAAAAAGCAAUUUUAGAUCAAAUACUCAAGUUAUGAAUUUUAUUAAAUAUAAUAUGACAACUAUUUUUCUAACAAUGCAAUGGUAGAUACAUUACAUUACUUUUAACACGUUCACUGCCUUAUACACUAUCAUAGACUAUAGAUUCAUAUCUUAUUUUUAACAUAAUAGACAAAUAUCCUCCUAAUAUACGAAUUCAGUAUUUUUUCCUACGAGUAUUAUUCUGAAGGUGGUGUAGACACCUAAACAAUUAAAUACCUAUAUGUAAAUAUAGCCUAUUGAAACUAAAUUACACUAAAAUCACAGCUUUAGUCUAUCAGUGGUAAAAUUAAAAUGAUGCCUUUCUUUCUGAUAUUUUGACGUUUUCGAGUACCAAUUAAUGCAUCCACUAAACAAGAGCAAUCAAAAAU
Psylliodes chrysocephalus is the source of this 4388-nucleotide messenger RNA. Lineage: Eukaryota; Metazoa; Arthropoda; Insecta; Coleoptera; Chrysomelidae. The record is from the annotation of a GenBank genome assembly.